CGUGCAUUACAUGCGACAGACUGACGGGAAGGAUAUUUUUAUCAAGCGAAAGCCGAUGGGAGAUCGACGGUUUCGCGUAUGAAUUUGUAUGCGGAUAUCGUGGGGCGUAAGCUCCGUUGGUCUCUGUCUGGGAAUGAACUGGGCGUCGCCUUUAGAGAGGCCGAGUGCCUGAAGCCUCCUUUACGCGACUCUCUCCUCCUCCUGCGGUCGCUCUCUCUCGUCUUCUGGCUCUCGUCGAAAAGAAAAAUGAUUAAUCUUUUUAAGAUAAAGGGCCAGAAGAGAGAAGAUGCUGCAAAUGCCAAUGGAAGGGCUCCUGUUAAGAAACAAAGUGCAGGGGAACUGCGUCUUCAUAAAGAUAUUAGUGAGCUUAACCUACCUAAAACCACUACUAUAUCAUUUCCCAAUGGAAAGGAUGAUCUGAUGAACUUCGAAAUCAGCAUUCGACCUGAUGAAGGAUAUUAUCAAGGCGGUACAUUUAUUUUCACCUUUCAAGUCUCUCCUUCAUAUCCUCAUGAGCCACCGAAGGUGAAGUGCAAGACAAAGGUCUACCAUCCAAAUAUUGACUUGGAGGGAAAUGUGUGCCUAAACAUUCUGCGCGAAGACUGGAAACCUGUCCUCAACAUAAACACUGUUAUUUAUGGCUUGAAUCUUCUUUUCACGAUCUUCUGAUGUGGAAGACAGCUGCAUCUAGAGCACCAUGGGGUUGUUGCACAUGGGACUACUUUGCCUUCUCCAUUCUUGACAUCCGCAUUUCACCAUCAGUUUAUCCUUUCAGAUUUAAGUUAUCACUUAAAAAAAUUGGGGGAAAAAAAAGGCUCUGCUGGUUUGAUUUUAUAUGAAUUGAGCUUAUUUUUCACAGUUUUUAUAUGAGUAAAAUGUUAUCUUUAUUUAACCUUAUUAUGUACGCAGCAACCCAAUGAUGAGGACCCCUUGAAUCAUGACGCAGCGGCUGUUUUACGUGACAAUCCUAAGUUGUUUGAGAGCAACGUGAGAAGGGCAAUGGCUGGAGGUUAUGUGGGUCAGAUCUACUUCCCUAGAUGCAUAUAACAAAAUGCCGGUAGAUCAGAGUGCCCAUGUUUACUCAUCGUGUUUUAACAGCCCCUGAGCUCUGAAUUCUGUUAUAAAUUGUCUUCUUUGGGGCUUCAAUUUGUUUCAGGGUGUAAAUACCUUUGAAACCGUGUAAUCGUCCAACGAGAGAUUUAUUUGCUUCUGUAAUGCGUGAAACAUGUACUGGAUUGGGACCAUGUUCCGUAUGGUGUAAAUUGGUGGAUUAUGCCUGGCACUUGACGGGGGAUAUGGAUUGAGAACACGUGCUUACGUUUCACCCCUCCAGUUCGUGUAACCUUAAACUCAUCUUUUUCUAGAGUUUCUUCAUUAGAUCUUGUGAUGGAUAUUAUGUUCUAUAUCUUUUGCGGCAAAAUUUUGAUUAAUGGUGGUUGAAUAGUAAUAUACCUGAAUGAUAAUGUUCAUAUU
Elaeis guineensis (African oil palm) is the source of this 1473-nucleotide messenger RNA. The record is from RefSeq and is a predicted model, not a curated record. NCBI's taxonomy places the organism in Eukaryota, Viridiplantae, Streptophyta, Magnoliopsida, Arecales, Arecaceae.